AUGUGGCUCGUCUGCGUACCUGCCGCCGCGGCUGGCAGUCUGUCCACAUCACAGCCUGUCCAAUCAUCUGUCAGCACGCAAGACUUUGGCUCACUGCGCAGCACAACUUUUCACUUUGAGUUGGAGAAGGAGAGAGGAGACAGGCUGAGGAAGAAGGAGAGAGGAGGCGAGCUGAGGAAGGAGAAGGAGAGAGGAGAUGAGCUGAGGAAGGAGAAGGAGAGGAGACCAGCUGAGGAAGAAGGAGAAGAGAGAGGAGACGAGCUGAGGAAGGAGGAGAGAGGAGACCAGCUGAGGAAGGAGAAGGAGAGAGGAGAGGAAACCAGCUGA
Molecule: messenger RNA, 327 nt
Organism: Knipowitschia caucasica
Lineage: Eukaryota; Metazoa; Chordata; Actinopteri; Gobiiformes; Gobiidae
Source: the annotation of a GenBank genome assembly